AUGAAUCUCUCGCUGGUUGAUCCAUUUGUCCUCGCGCAGGACUGCCCCGAUGUCAUCACCGGCCGCCUACGCAGCGGCCACUCGACGUCAAUUCGCUUCAGCCACCGCGGCGAUCUGCUUGCAUCCGGACGGCACGAUGGCAUCGUCGUCAUAUUCGACAUUGAGACAAACGGCGUUGCGCGCAAGCUGCGCGGCCACACGCGCCAGGUCCAGUCUCUUAGCUGGUCGACCAACGAUCGCUAUCUUCUGAGCGCCGGACAGGACUGGAAGUGCGUGCUCUGGGACUUGAAGGAUGGCUCGCGGGUGCGCACCGUCCGCUUCGAAGCGGCCAUCUUUAUAGCGGAGCUGCACCCAAAGAACCACAUGCUCUUUGUAGCCGCCCUCUUCGAAGACCAGCCCGUCAUCGUCGACAUGUCCGAAGAAGUCCCCGUCAAACACUCACUCUCGUCCGCGCCCCAUCGAACCGACAUAGAACGCGAGAAUGCCUCCGAGAAGCAGACGGCGCAAGACGCCAAGCAGACGACCACCAUGACGCUCUUUACACCGACGGGCCAGCACAUCAUAGCAGGCACCAACAAGGGGUGGCUGAACAUCAUAGACACCGAGACACACGCCGUCCGCUACUCGUUCCGGGUCACCAACAACAUCAUCGUAUACAUCCGCAUGACGCCAUCAGGGAGGGACGUCGUGCUCAAUUCGAGCGAUCGCAUUGUCAGGACACUCCACCUACCCGACCUGAGCGACCCAAAGUUGGACUUUGACACACUGCAGCUGGAAGUCGAGCACAAGUUCCAGGAUCUUGUGCAGAGGCUCUCGUGGAAUCACGUAUCAUUCAGUCCUACAGGCGAAUACGUCACAGCAUCUACCUGGAUGAACCACCACAUCUACGUCUGGGAGCGUGGCCAGGGCAGUUUAGUCAAGAUCCUAGAAGGCACCAAGGAAGAGCUCUCCGUAGUCGAGUGGCACCCAUUCCGACCCUUCGUCGCCGCCGUCGGAGUCGACUCAGGCCGCGUCUGGCUCUGGUCGAUCCUCCAGCCGCAACGCUGGUCCGCCCUCGCCCCCGACUUCGUCGAAGUAGAAGAAAACGUAGAAUACAUCGAGCGCGAAGACGAAUUCGACAUCCAGCCCCUCGAAGAACUGCACAAGCGGCGUCUAAACGCCGAAGAUGAAGAGGUCGACGUCCUCACCGUAGACCCUGUUAAGACCUCGGCCACGGAAUUCGGACCGGCGAUUGGCGACGCAGAGUUCAGGAUGCCGGUCUUGUUGGAUAUCGAGGCGAGCGAUAGUGAAGAUGAGGUGGUGGCUGUGGGUGCUGGUCAGUUCAGACGGCGCAGUCCUGGCGCUAAUAAGGAGUGGAUGAAUGAUGAUGAGGUGGCGGUUAGUGGUGAUGAGGCAAGGAGAGCUAACGGUACUGCAGUGAACGGGACGAAGAGACGGCGAGGCUGA
Messenger RNA from Alternaria ventricosa, 1446 nucleotides. RefSeq lists its product as uncharacterized. The transcript has 4 exons. Gene Ontology annotation, molecular function: protein binding. The record is from RefSeq and is a predicted model, not a curated record. The coding region runs from base 1 to 1446 and encodes 481 amino acids. Lineage: Eukaryota; Fungi; Ascomycota; Dothideomycetes; Pleosporales; Pleosporaceae. Gene Ontology annotation, cellular component: Set1C/COMPASS complex.